Botrytis cinerea B05.10 is the source of this 776-nucleotide messenger RNA. RefSeq lists its product as hypothetical. The record is from RefSeq and is a predicted model, not a curated record. The transcript has a single exon. NCBI's taxonomy places the organism in Eukaryota, Fungi, Ascomycota, Leotiomycetes, Helotiales, Sclerotiniaceae. Bases 41 to 748 code for a protein of 235 amino acids.
GAGAAAGACAGAUAAAAGGGGCUCUUCAAUCACCACAUAAAUGCUCGCUGAACGAGCUGAGCAACUCGAUGGAGAGCGAGAAUCUUCCGGACAGUCAUCUAUUUGGCGAGACGUGUACAGCCUUAUGCGCUGUGCUGGGUCGCCAUGUCACUUGGGACCUCACUGCUGGCGGGACCCUGUUGGCAAAAAGUAUUACAAAUUCAAGACGCAUCAUUUGAAAAACCUUAUUAGGUACGUGGAACAAGGACAUGAGUUACAGAAACAUGAAGAUGUACCCGAAGGUAUUCGCGAGCAAUUGUACGCCGAGGAGCAGCAGUGGCUCGAAAGGCGCCAGAGAACCAGCAAUAUGUCCACAGCAAGCUUUCCUCCCAUUAAUAUCACGAAUGUGCUACUCCAAAAUGCGUACCAAAUGCCUCUUGAGACCUCACCUGCAAGAACUCUGCCUUCGAACUUACCUCCGACCUUGGUUCCGGUUACUCGCCUCGAUAUCCCUGGCCCUCGAGAUGUAGCGGUAAAGAACUAUAGUCAUUGGCAGCAAUCGAAAGUCAAUGACGACAUUCUCAAAGCAGAGUUUCGAAAGGCUUGUGAUAUCACAUUAGCAGAUGGUCUUGACCUAGAACAAGUGUACGAGGACCGAGAUCCUACUUUUUUCAUUGACAAAGGUGUCAAAGGAGGAAUUGCCCGGCGGUUCGUUGAUGACAUUGACCAAUGGGCGAAGAGGCACAGACGUGCGGAGACCGAGAAAUGAUUGGAAUACAAGGGAGUUAUAGGCGCCA